CGAGACUGUACCAUGCACUAGGGUCUGAUUCUGCAUUUGAAUGAAGAGCUUUAUUUCAUUAACUAUUGUCACCACGCUUGAACAAGAGAGGAAAAACUAACGGAAUCUCCAUAAUACCUAGUCUCUCUCACCUCACCCGUCGCUACAUAUUAAACAGGUUUAGUACCAGCAGGGUUUUGCCAGUGACGAGGGAGAUUAAUUUACCAAAAAGAGAAGAGAAAAAAACAUCAGCAUUGGAAUGUUUCUCUCUGUGUUCUCUAACAGGUGUUUUUCUGUCUGCGCAUUUAGCGCCGUUCAAGACCACCUGCCUCUGCGCCACUCUUGAUGUGCACGGUCCAUGCUUUUGUGGGAUGGUUCAAACCGGCUUUUUAGGGGAACAAUGCUGCGCGUAUUUAGUUAUGAUGCUGAGGAAAUGACACAGUUGGAGGAUCAAUACCUCGCGCUCUGGUAAACUAUAUGUGCUGCAUGAGAGUGGAACUUAUUUUUUCCGGAGAUAAGAUGCACCAUUACCAAGCUACCCCCAACAAAACCAUCAGACAAAUUAUACAUUUACAGAACAUAUAAUUGCCAGAAUUUUGAAGAAGAGUGGAGGUACUUUUUUAUGCACUGACUGCAUUUUUUAAAUGCAGAAUGUCAUGUUUUUUGCACAAUUAACGAAUAAUAACUGCGCUUUGCAUUUGAGGACUAUUUGGAUGACCACUGCGCCUUGAGUAAGAUUUUAAAGUAGAAGUCCUACGGUCGGGAGGAAGAGGUAGAGGCGAAACAUUUUUUUAUAGUUUCCUCGGGAAACCCGUCAAACUGGCCAUGGCUGCAGCGAUAGCCAGCUCCCUUAUUCGGCAGAAAAGGCAGGCGAGGGAGCGGGAGAAAUCUAAUGCCUGCCGCUGCGUUAGCAGCCCGAAUAAGACAAAGCAAUGCGAGAACAAACCCAGUCGGUUGUCUAUGUUCUCUCGGGUCAAACUCUUCGGCUCCAAGAAGAGGAGACGGAGGCGACCAGAACCCCAGUUGAAGGGGAUCGUGACGAAGCUGUACAGUCGACAGGGCUUCCACCUGCAGCUGCAAGCAGAUGGCACCAUCGACGGGACGAAGGAGGAGGACAAUGGCUACACCAUAUUCAACCUCAUUCCAGUGGGGCUUCGAGUGGUGGCCAUCCAGGGAGUUCAGACCAAGCUCUACCUGGCCAUGAACAGCGAGGGCUUCCUGUACACAUCAGAACACUUCACCCCGGAGUGCAAGUUCAAAGAGUCAGUGUUUGAGAACUACUACGUGACCUACUCCUCCAUGAUCUACAGACAGCAGCAGUCUGGUAGGGGCUGGUACCUCGGGCUGAAUAAAGAGGGGGAGAUAAUGAAGGGAAACCACGUGAAGAAGAACAAGCCAGCAGCCCACUUCCUCCCCAAGCCUUUGAAAGUGGCCAUGUACAGGGAACCCUCCCUCCACGACCUGACAGAGUUUUCGCGCUCCGGCAGCGGCACGCCAACCAAGUCCCGGAGUGCCUCGGCCGUGCUCAACGGAGGCAAGACGGUGAGCCAGAAUGAGUCCACGUAGCCGGGCGUCGGCGGGCCGGGGUAGACGUAAGAAGACACCUCACCCUCAGAAGAGUGUGGCUUCCAAGCAGACUUCUCUCUCCAAAACCAUCGGCAGUUCAGGACAACAUUACGACUAUGAACACCACCACUACCACCAACCAAUCACCACACUUGAUUAGGCUCCAUAUCUCUCACCAUACUGUCAACAGGGACAUUACACCUUGAGCCGUUUUCUGUUGGUCACUCUCUGGUGGUAAGAACUGUGUACCAGUUAGCUCAUCUUUUAUGGUUUUUUGUUUACUUCCUGCAGAUAACAACUACUUUUACUUAUAGGUCCUGAUCAUAUAGACACCUACCCAGUCAUAUCUGGCAGGCAGGCAGGUAGAGAGGCAGGUGGUCAGGGCAACUGGUGAGGGUCUGGGCUGCUGGGGCUGCAGUGGAUGGAGAAGUCCCCUGUUUCCGUGUGUCAUCCAUGAUGCUUCUAUGUAUACGAAGCCAAUCCCCCGGGGGUUCAGCUUUAGCGAAGCUGCAACCGCAGCCAGCUGUAACGGUAGCUCUCCUGCAUUCUAGUGCACAAGCUCAGAAGAGACUUGAGCUCUCUAGCAUUAAAAAAAAGCCUACAUUCAGCUGACCUGGAGAAUAAUCGGAAAGGCGUGUGGCACUCGCUGUUUGAGCGACAACGCCAUAGCUGCACCUUUACUUUGCUAGUUUUCUGAAUUAGCUGAGACCUUUUUUCUUUUCUUUUUUUUUCUCUCCCCUCCUCCCCCUCCUCAGUAUUUGUGUUUUUGUAGCGGUCUCCACAGUGAAAGGGGUUUCAGCAAACCAAAGACAGAGCUGAAAGAGUGUCCCUUUAAGCAGUCUAACCAAGCCAGUAUAGAGAUGCAGCUGGAAGUUGUUGAAUAAUUUUUCUUCAUGUACAUUUUUGAUGAGAGAAAGAAAGUGAAGAAAGAGACUGCAUAAGAGAGGGAAAGAGAAAAAAAAGAGCUAGAAGGGACUGUGGUGUAGGAAGUUGUAGAAAGCUCAAGGGAAGGAGACUAUUAUUACUGGUGAGCUCUCCGGUUGAGUUUGGUAUGAAUUGACUGUUCAGUGUCCCCGCCUUCUGUUUCUAUUGUGUCACAUUGUCUUCUGUCCCUGUGGUCUGUUCUCCAAUCCAGUGCUUGUGUCAUGCCUUGCCCCGUUCCCCUUUGUUGACUCUUAUUGGCCGAUUCAGUUCACCAUAUAAGGAUAUGGUGACGGCCCCCAUCCAGGACUUGUCUCGUGUUUGAGUAACUUAUCGUGGUGACAAUUUUCUAUAUAUAAUAAUGGGGAAAAAAUACUGUGGAAUUUUAGGUGGCUUAAACAUUUUAUAGGAUAUGUCAUAUUUGUAAAAGUGAACAAGAAAAAAGAAGAAAAUGAAUAAAAGAAAGAAACAUCAAACUCUUCCCUUUCUUGCACAGGGCAUGUACAAACACGGUUGUGUACGAAAGGACCCUUUUUUGGGCUUAGUACUCCUUCCCUUCAGCUACAUACCUUGUUCAUAUGGAACAUGCUACUGGGAGGCUUGGUUUGUCUUUCGUUUCCUUUGGGGGUUUUGAAGUGAACAUAUCUAUUGCAUGGGAGACAGCAGGGGAUUCUGGACUAUAGAGCUAUAGUGCAUGAUGUAGGCUAUGUGUAUUAACCCAUGUUGGAUCAUGUGUUCCUAAUUACCAGGACAAAAGUGAAAAACAACCUGUACAGGCAGAUGGCUGUCGCUCGGCCUGCUACCUUCCAAGUUGUUUAUUAUUUGUUGUAUACACAAAAUGCACUGAAUAAAAUGUUUAUAUUAAGAUAUA
Messenger RNA from Oncorhynchus mykiss (rainbow trout), 3337 nucleotides. RefSeq names its product fibroblast growth factor 13. Lineage: Eukaryota; Metazoa; Chordata; Actinopteri; Salmoniformes; Salmonidae. Gene Ontology annotation, molecular function: growth factor activity. The record is from RefSeq and is a predicted model, not a curated record.